AACUGUUGAGGCCCCGUCCGGCCAGGAUUGUGGGCCCAUAUUAGCCCAUCGCGAGAGGCUCCCUCGUCGGACUCGGUUGACGCGCUGCUCGCUUUGCUCGCCGCCGCCGGCAUGCCGCCCUCUUGCCUGUGUGGCCGGCUUUCAUCCCUUCUCCAGAAAUCCUCGCCACUGCAAUGCAACGCCAUACGCGGCAAGGGCGCGGCCCACACGGGGUUGGGUGCCGCCCGCUCGCCGUCCGUAGCCGGCCGGCGGGACAGAGCCAACGGGAACGAGGAACCGCGGCCUCGUUGAGCGCAAGGGACCGUCACGAAGGCUCCAUGGCCGCAGCCUUGUUGAGCGAGAGGCAAGAAAGCCGGGAGCGAAUUCCGGCGGUUUCUCUGCGCUGCACAGGUGGAAAGGUGGACGCGCGGAAGGUGUUUGAGGAAAUGCCGUUUCCAGCGAGAGCCUCGCCGAACGCAGCAGGUGGGUUGACUCGCCAUCCUGUCAGCAUGGGAACCAUUGCCCUUGCUGUAUGCCACUAGUGAGCUGCAAUUGGCGUUAAAUUGGAUUGGCCGUCAGUUGGUGUCAGUAUCGGUGGGAUGGCUCUGCAGUGCCAGUGUUUGCGGAAAUUCUGCAAGACUAAGCCAGUUCGGUCCUUCAGAUGCUGCUGGCACAAUAUAGUGAGCUCGAAGAGUUUGUGGCAACGCCACAACCUGCCAGAGUACCAGAUGUUUCGUGGAGAAGAGAGGCCAGUAUGCUGUGGUUCAGUUUCUGUGUUCAAUGGAAUUGAUACCAUUCGUCGAAGUCAACAGCUCAAAUGUGGCCAUUCAAGUCGUAUCAUUGGAAAGUUCAUUGCAUGGAGAUGCGACGCCUGGCUUGGGGGUGACUGGGUCACUAGUCAAUGACCAUAUUUUCUCAAUUGGUCACUUUCGGUUCUCUGUCAAAGUCAGUGUCUUUUGAAGAAGUUAGCUCCCAGGUACUUUGGCUUCAUUUGAGGAAGCUCGGUCUUCUUCCUCUUCUGGCGUCUCUAAGGUAAGCCUGCCAGAAAACCAACCGCAAAGAGUAUGGCACUGUGGAACGCAGUGGGUCAGGUGGGCAGCAUCGCGCAGCUCGCUGGGGUCGACGCAUAUGGGCUGAUCUCGAUGAUUGUGGAGGCGGCGCGGACGGUUAAGAGGAACCUGGAGAUCUGCCAGCUGCUGGCACGCCAUGCAAAGAUGAUCGGGGACCUUCUGCAGCAGCUCGAACGGACACAGCUGAUGCAGCACAUGGAGACUAGGAACCCAGUGGAACUACUAGAGGAGACGCUUCGGCACGCGUAUGUUCUUAUCGCGUCCUGUCGUGAUGAUAGCUAUCUGUAUAGCUGCUGUAUGGGAGUGAAGCGGGCUGAUCAGCUCCGUGAGGUGCAGAAUGAGAUUACCUUCUACCUCCAGCUUUUCCCCCUUGUCAGCUUUGUCGAUAACACCCGAACUUGGGAGCGGCUUCUGAGCAGGGCUUGUCCUUUGUGCUCAAGGGAAACUACAGAUGAUUUACAUGCAGUACAUCAUGCGGAACAUGAAGAUAGGCUCAGAACAGAGGGUCUCAUGGCUAAUGGAUUUGAAAAUUUGGGAACUCAUCCUCCCUCAAAACCCGAGGAAGAGAAAACAGAAGGCCAAGUCAUGAACAUGAGACGAUUGGCAAAUCUCAUGGGCGGUGCGAAAGGAGCAGAAUUAUUGCAUUUUAGCUUCUCUCAGAUUUUGGCUGCAACAGACAACUUAUCAGAUGGAAAUUUGAUGGAAAAUGGUGGAUUUGGCUGUGUUUACAAGGGAAAACUCUCUAAUGGUGUUCGUAUCGCAGUCAAAAGACGUGAUGCAUCUUCAUUUCAAGGACCACAUGAGUUCAGAACUGAGAUUGAAUCUAUUCCAAAUCUUCGACAUAAAAACAUAAUUGCUCUACUUGGGUGUUGUGUUCAAGCAGAAGAAAGCAUACUUAUAUAUGAAUACAUGCCAAAUAAAUGCUUGGCGUCUGUCAUUGCUGAUGAAACAAAAAGGGGAUUGCUAAAUUGGUCUAAGCGUCUUCAAAUAAUCAAAGGGAUAGCAGAUGGUCUUUUUUAUCUGCACAGGCAUUCUCAGAUGCGUAUUGUCCACAGGGACGUAAAAGCAAGCAACAUCCUGUUGGACCAUGAAAUGAAUGCUAAGAUUAGUGAUUUUGGUCUGGCACUAAUGUUGGCUCCAAAUACGACUGCAGAGGUGGCUGUUAUGGGCACAUAUGGUUAUGUAGAUCCUGAAUAUGUUGCUACUGGAAUUAUCUCAGAGAAGGCUGAUGUAUAUGGUUUUGGUAUAGUACUUCUUGAGAUAAUAAGUGGAAAGCUUAUUCAGUCCUAUAACUUGAAGGUGAAGGGCCAUCGAGGGCUACCGCUUCCUGAUUAUGCACACAAGUACCAAACGAAACUACACAAGCUUGUUGAUCCAUUGUUGCGUGCGAAAAAGCAUGAAAGCUCUCAGAUAAUGGAAUGUCUGAAGGUGGCGCUGUUAUGCAUUAACCAUCUUGCCAAGCAUCGGCCUACCAUGGCAGAAGUUGUUACCAUGCUUGGCAGUAUCGGCGUAUCACCCUGGCAAUAGAUCAUCAGCCUGUUGGUGAGACUGCAUCCGGUUGUACUUUUGGAAGAACCACAGAGAUAGUUGGUAUAACCGUAGUGUCAAGUAAUAAACUACUGCAACUAAUGUUUUUUCCAUAGACCUGUAUGGAGAGAACAAGUAUGUAAUCAUGAUCGGGUAAACACUACAGAGAGAUAAUUGCAGUCAGAUAUUUGUCAAGUUGGUCAGAUCUCACACACAGUGCCGAGUUGAGUGACUCAGUCCAACUUAGAGAUCUGGUCAGAGAUCUCUUUCAUGUGGUCCUUUUCCUGCAAAGUUUGUUAAUGUAGUACUUGGGGACAUCUGCAUGGCUGCAUUUGCAAUUCUUCUGCACAAAUUGUGCCGGGAGGAUGAUUGCGAGCUUCUCAGAAGUCAGAAGUCGCCCCUUUUCGCGCUGGCUGAGUUAUGCUUUGUUGAAAUGUCACUGCAACCUGCCCUUUUGUCUUGUAUAGCUGAAAAUGUCUGUCAUAUGCAUGUGUGGUUAAUAUAGCCUAGCUCUAGAUGACAGUGAGACCAUGAGCAUGAAGAAACGGUCACAUGGACAGGCCAGGCGGCCACCCGUCCCGCUGGACAAAUCAGGUUCAGGUAGGUUGGCAUUGCUGUUCAGGAAGACUGAAGACUGAUGAGAAACCAACCAGCAGUUCAUGGGUCCAACUUGGAAUCUGUCAAAGCUUGAAAGUUCAGUCUCAAAUUUGAAUCAUGCAUAUUUUAUAAAAAUAAACUUGAGGUGAAGCUUCCUGGAAACCCGGCCAUCUCCACGCUUGGCGGCAUCUGUAUGUUUUGGUAAAAAAAUGUCAGCAUCACAAUUCCCAAAAAAAAAAAGAACAUUUUCAAGUGGUGUUGUCUCUUUCACACAAGUCAAGAUCUUUGACUUGUCUGCCACUCCCAAAUCACAGUCUUUUAUAUGCUCCCUCUCAACCGCACCAUCUUCUUCCUCCCCUCCACCAUCUUUGAUUCUUUGCUCAUCCAUUCCUACCACCACCAAAGCAAAGCCAAAGGCAAGAAGAUGGCUCUGGUCGGGGAGGUCGCCACGGUGGCGCAGCUGGUGGGGCUCGACGCCUCCAGCCUCAUCACGAUGAUCACCGAGGCGGCGCGCAUGGUGCGCCGGAACCGCGCCACCUGCCGGCAGCUGGCGCGGCGGGUGGAGAUGAUAGGCGCGCUGCUCCGGCGGCUGCAGGACGCGCAGCCGAUGCGGCAGCCGGAGACGCGGGCGCCCGUGGAGGAGCUGGAGGAGACGCUCCGGCGGGCGUACCUGCUCGUGCGCUCCUGCCAGCGCCGCGGGUACGCGUACCGGUGCUUCAUGGGGGCGCGCCACGCCGACGAGCUCCGCGAGGUGCAGGGUGAGAUCGCCUUCUACCUCCAGCUCUUCCCCCUUGUCAGCUACGUCGACGCCACGCUCAACUGGGUCAGGCUUCUCAACAAGGCCGAUGAAACCUCGUCUUGCCAAGAGGCACCUGUGGUAAGACCAUAUCUCGUGCUGUUCCUGUUACUCUCGUGCGAUGGAUGCUGCUUAGCAUUUGUUCAGGGAGUAUGGCUUGGUAAUUGGUACAGUACACACACAGUUUACACCUCCUCUGCUAAUGUUUAAUUUCUGUGUACCUAUCUGUGAAGUUUUCAUGUGUGAUGUGUCACUGCAGGAGUCGAAACAUAAUACUGACUUGUUCCUAUCACUCAACAAACUAACAAUGAUCUAGCUAGCACCCUGUUUUUUUUUCUUUGGAACAGCUAGCUAGUAUGCAAUGUUUGAUCCUCUUUGUCAAAUUUCCUAGCUGUCAGAUUCCGGUGAAAAUGAAUUCACUGUGUGAAAUAGGUAUGUUGGAAUUUUCUUUUCCUCGCGAGAUCAUCAAACAAGAGUUAUUCCUGACCAACUCUCCGGUGUUUUUUUAUUGCUCGAGAGUGUUUGGAUGAUCUGUUUGCAUCCGUGCUUACCUUUUGGUUCAUCAGGACUGCAAAGUUCCACAGUCGCCGGCUCUGAUGCCGGCACAAUCGGUCAAGCCCUUAAGCCUUCCACCAUUGAGGAAGGACGAGUAGGGCCACUCGUAUGAUUUCCCCAGGACGUAUACUUCAAUCUUUCAGAUUUUUUGAGACGCAGAAGCAACUAACUUGAGUGUUGUCAUCUCGUCUGGAAGAGCAAUCAAGGAUGAGUUGUCAUCUUGAAAUAUCAACUUCUGUCAAAACCUUUCCUCUUCAGUGCACACUCCACAGGAGAAGAACUGAGCCAUGAAAACAUCAAAAAGAUCGAUGAACUGCGGUGCCCGACCAAAAUAAUCAUUGCAGAGAGAACGAUAACCUGAGACGUCACCCUGUCAGACGUGUCUUGAUGUCAAUUUUUGCCUUGCGUUUGUGAAUACUCAUUGAUGAACCAUCUGAAUCUCUUAUUCUUCAAAUCUGAUUAUCUGAACACAGUUACCCUUUGUAUUCCAUUCCUUCCAAGCGAUUUGGAACUGUGGACUAUAUUCAGAAUAAGGCAAUUUUCAAGAUGUCUGCCAACGUCCCCACACGCUGCUUCUCUGAAAGAUGCAACCUGUACCGCAGAGCGUUUGUUAUUGAUCAGCUACAGAGAUCCAAGGCACUGACUCAUUCUGAGUUGGACUGGAUGUACUACUUAUCUAGUCUCAAAUACUUCAAAUCUGUACAGUACCUCUUUGUAUCUCUCUGCAUUCCAUAGCAGAGAUGUCUGUUAAGAUGUAUGUCAGUUAAACACAUUGCUUCUCUGAAUAUUCAACUUUUACAGAGAAUUUGUUUUC
Messenger RNA from Panicum virgatum (switchgrass), 5338 nucleotides. RefSeq names its product probable serine/threonine-protein kinase PBL21. The record is from RefSeq and is a predicted model, not a curated record. The transcript has 10 exons. Gene Ontology annotation, molecular function: ATP binding; protein kinase activity. The coding region runs from base 1044 to 2576 and encodes 510 amino acids. Gene Ontology annotation, biological process: cell surface receptor signaling pathway; protein phosphorylation. Lineage: Eukaryota; Viridiplantae; Streptophyta; Magnoliopsida; Poales; Poaceae.